This is a messenger RNA of Ictalurus punctatus (channel catfish), 1794 nucleotides long. RefSeq names its product C-C chemokine receptor type 4. The coding region runs from base 123 to 1190 and encodes 355 amino acids. Gene Ontology annotation, molecular function: chemokine receptor activity. Lineage: Eukaryota; Metazoa; Chordata; Actinopteri; Siluriformes; Ictaluridae. Gene Ontology annotation, biological process: chemotaxis; immune response; G protein-coupled receptor signaling pathway. The transcript is spliced from 3 exons. Gene Ontology annotation, cellular component: membrane. The record is from RefSeq and is a predicted model, not a curated record.
AGUCCUGCCUCCCCUUGGCUAGGGACACCAAACUGACUGGAGCCAAAAAAUAAAAAGUUUUUCUCCUUUAUAUCGGACUGGUGGUCCUAAUAACACCCGAGGGAUAACUGUUUUAAUAUCUGAUGGCAGCAAUGUUGAACACCAGCACAGGUCUUUGGGAAAUCACAACACCCAGUGUUUUCAGCACAACAGAAUAUGAUUAUUCUGAUGUUGGGAUAUUUCAACUGUGUGAGUAUGGAACCCAUGCAAGCCGUAUUCUCCCUGUGCUCUACUCCCUGUUCUUCGUGGUGGGCUUCCUGGGCAACAUGCUGGUGCUGUGGGUGAUCCUGAGGGGCCCUCAGAUGAAAAGCAUGACUGAUGUGUCUCUCCUGAACCUGGUCAUCGCUGACCUUCUACUAAUCUUCUCUCUCCCCUCCCAGGCUCACUACGCCAGGGAUACCUGGGUUUUUGGUAGAGCCAUGUGCACUCUGGUCCUCAGCGUGUACUACAUUGGAUUUUACUCUGGCAUUUUCUUUAUUGUGCUGAUGAGCAUCGACAGAUACUUGGCUAUUGUCCAUGCUGUGUUUAUCUUGAGAAUCCGAACCAAGAUUUAUGGGAUUUUAGCCAGCCUGGUAGUCUGGAUUAUAGCUAUUGCAGCAUCAUUUCCUGAGCUGCUGUAUCUUGUCAAAGAAAAUGGGACUGAAGUAGUUUGCAGUGCUUAUCCAAAAAUUCAAGAAAGUCACAACGAUGUGAGAAGUGCAGCUUUCUUUAAGAUGAAUAUUUUGGGAAUGCUGAUUCCACUGAGUAUUGUGGGAUUUUGCUACUCGAUGAUUCUACAGAAGCUUCGGACUGUUCGUAAAUCAGGGAAAUUGGCCAUUCGUCUUGUUGCUGCGGUCGUGGUGGUGUUCUUCUGCUGUUGGAUACCGUACAACAUUGCAGCAUUCCUCAAAGCACUGGAAAUGAAGCGUAUCCUGCCUCCAGGGUGUGAGCUCAGCAAAACAAUCCAGCUCAUGCUGCAAGUCACUGAAGCUAUAGCAUACUCACACAGCUGCCUCAAUCCAUUCCUCUAUGUGUUUGUGGGUCAAAAGUUCAGGAGGAACCUCGCAAAGCUCCUCCUCGAGACCCCAUGCGUCAAAGUGCAGUGUGUGAAUCGCUACCUGACCCGGGCCGCAGCCCCAGUGAAUGACGAUGAAGGCUCAGUUGGAAUCUGAACGGAGGAACAUGAAGUCUUUUUUUAUAUGUAUAAAUUACUUCCAUUUUAUACAUUUUAUGUACUAUUGGAAAUACUGUUGAGAUAACUUGUAUUUGCAUGUGUUAUAUAUCCCUGUUAUUAGGUAAAGUUUACCAUAAUGUGCUCUUUUUUAAAAGUUUUGUAAACUCUCAGAGUGAUAUCAUUACCUUUUGUACCUUUAAUGUGUAUUUUUUAAUGUGUACCUUUAAUAUAUAUAUAUAUAUAUAUAUAUAUAUAUAUAUAUAUAUAUAUAUAUAUAUAUAUAUAUAUACAGUAUCUCACAAAAGUGAGUACACCCCUCACAUUUUUGUAAAUAUUUGAUUAUAUCUUUUCAUGUGACAGCACUGAAGAAAUGACACUUUGCUACAAUGUAAAGUAGUGAGUGUACAGCUUGUGUAACAGUGUAAAUUUGCCGUCCCCUCAAAAUACCUCAACACACAGAUAUUAAUGUCUAAACCGCUGGCAACAAAAGUGAGUACACCCCUAAGUGUACAUAUAUAUAUGAAAAUUAAUUGAAACAUACAUUUUUAUUAUUAAGCAAAGUGUCUUGCACAUAAAUAUCAUUAAAAUCCUUCGGAACUUUU